AUGGAAAGACAAAUGAAGGUUUGCGUGGUCGGCGCCGGCGCUUCUGGUCUCCCGUCUAUUCACUGGGCAAAACUGUACGGCUUUCAAGUGACAUGUUUCGAGGCCUCGCCCGACAUUGGCGGACUUUGGCGUUACAAAGAUCACUCGACACAGGAAUCAUCCGUGAUGCGUGGGACGGUGAUCAACACGAGCAAGGAAAUGACUGCUUAUUCCGAUUAUCCACCACCAGCGGAUUUCCCAAACUUCAUGCAUAAUGCGAAAUUGAUGCAAUAUUUUCGAAGUUACGCUGACGAAAUGGACUUGCUGCCGCAUAUCAAAUUGAAUCACAAAGUUCUCAACAUUCAACGAACCGACGAUUAUGGUAAAACCGGGCAAUGGAGUGUUCAGUAUCAAGAUGGUGACGGUCAAACAAACGAGGAAAUUUUCGAUGGAGUACUCCUUUGCACUGGGCAUCAUGCUAACAACAAUAUGCCAAAAUGGGAUGGAAUGGAGAGUUUCCCAGGGAAAAUCAUUCACAGUCACGACUACAAAAGCCCGGAUGGCUACGGCGAAAAAACGGUGAUCGUUGUCGGAAUGGGAAACUCGGGUGUGGAUGUGGCGUGUGAGCUGGGACGAGUCUCGAAACAGACCUACUUGGUAAGCCGUCGCGGUGCUUGGGUUUUCUCGCGAAUGAAAGGAAACGAUAAAUGCUUUGAUAUGGAGUUGAACAAUCGUUUCAUCACUCUUUCCCUUCUCAAAGUGCUACCAUUUUGGAUGCUGGAGCGAAUGGUGGAAUGGGAUGUGGAGAAGAGAUUCGAUCACGAGAAAUUCGGACUCAAACCGAAACAUCAUAUUUUCAGUGCUCAUCCAACUCUUUCCGAUGAGCUGCCAAAUCGGGUGAUGUCCGGGACUGUGAAAGUAAAGCCGGGAAUCUCGAAAUUCGUUGGCAGUACCGUCUACUUUGAGGAUGGGACGAAAGCGGAAAAUGUUGAUGAGGUUGUUUGCUGCACCGGCUACUCGUUCACUUUCCCGCUCCUCGAAAAGGGAAACCUUUUGCCGGUGACAGGCAACAGACACGGUGGCAUCUACAAAUUUAUGUUCCCGCUGCAGAUAGCCGACAAAAACUCGCUGGCUUUGAUCGGGCUUGUUCAGCCAUGGGGCAGCAUUAUGCCAAUCUCGGAGAUGCAGGCUCGUGUCUUUUUUGCGAACCUUCGUGGGGACAUCAAGUUGCCCGAAAAGGAAAUGAUGAAAAAGGAAGCGGUGGAGGCGGUUGAAGCGUUGGGUAAACGAUACGUUGACAGUCCAAGGCAUACAUUGCAGGUCGAUUUCGUGCCCUACAUCGAGGAUUUAGCGAAAAUGAUUGACUGUCACCCGGAUGAAUGGAAUUACGUCUUCUCCGAUCCGAUUUUAUUCAAAGCCGUUCAAUUCGGCCCCAAUGUCGCUUAUGUCUACCGUUUGAGGGGUCCUUUCGCGUGGAAAGGAGCGCGGAAAGCCGUGAUGGAAGUGAUGGAUCGAGUGGAUCAGGGAAUCUCCGGCGGGCGUCCGAGAAAAAUCUUUCGUGACGAAGGCGCUAAAUUUUAUGUUGACAACGGCUGUGAACGAUCGAGGAUACGGUAUCUCCCAGAGGACAAUACU
Molecule: messenger RNA, 1614 nt
Organism: Mesorhabditis belari
Lineage: Eukaryota; Metazoa; Nematoda; Chromadorea; Rhabditida; Rhabditidae
Source: the annotation of a GenBank genome assembly